Hippocampus zosterae (dwarf seahorse) is the source of this 2540-nucleotide messenger RNA. It is a transcript of the gene neurl1b, whose product is annotated as neuralized E3 ubiquitin protein ligase 1B. The record is from RefSeq and is a predicted model, not a curated record. The coding region runs from base 237 to 1952 and encodes 571 amino acids. Gene Ontology annotation, molecular function: ubiquitin protein ligase activity. Gene Ontology annotation, cellular component: early endosome. Gene Ontology annotation, biological process: ubiquitin-dependent endocytosis. The transcript is spliced from 6 exons. Lineage: Eukaryota; Metazoa; Chordata; Actinopteri; Syngnathiformes; Syngnathidae.
GGUAUCUCUUGCGCCCCCGGAGGUGUCUGCCUACCUCACGUUCGCGCUCAAGACGCACGCACAGCGGCGGUUUUCAUCGAAAUUCACGCAGAUUGUCGUCAGUUUGGAAAGAGAGAACAAGAGAGAGGGAGGGAGAAAGAGAGAGCGAGAGAGAGAGCGUGGGGAUUCUGUACACAUGGAUGUGCAGGCGAACACUGCAUUAAUAAUCUGGAUUAAUUUCACAGCCGGUGGACAUAAUGGGGAAUACGACACCCAAACCGUUAAUAGAUGCAACUGUUCAAACCCGCCCAGUGGCUAGUAGCCAGUACUACACUUUGCCCAACAAUGGGAGCGGGUUUGAGAGAAGAUCAGCAUAUCCAUUUAGCAUCAGUAUGGAGUCGCCCCGCUUUCACCCCCACGCCAAAGGCAAAAAUAUCAGGCUGGAUGGACAGCUUCGACGCGCCACUCGCAAGAGCAGCUUCUGCAAUGGAAUCACCUUCAGUCACAAGCCCGUCCACCUCUACGAGAAGGUGCGGCUUCGUCUCACGGACGUGCACACCGGCUGGAGCGGAGCACUACGAUUUGGCUUCACCAGUCUGGACCCGAGCGACUUGACUAUAUCUGACAUCCCCAAGUACGCUUGUCCAGAUUUGGUGACGCGGCCCGGCUACUGGGCCAAGGCCCUUCCCGAGAGACUUGCCCUGAAGGACAGCGUGCUGGCGUACUGGGCCGAUCGCCACGGGAGGGUCUUUUACAGUAUCAACGAUGGCGAGCCAAUCCUCUUCCACUGCGGCCUCAGCAUCGGCUGCCCACUCUGGGCCAUCAUCGAUAUCUACGGCAUCACUCAGGAGGUCACGCUGCUUGAAAGCACGUUUGCCGAGAGCGUUGGAUCAAGCUGCCUGAGCGCGGCCCGCCUGAGUGCCUAUCUGCCCCAGAGCAGCCACGACUCGGCCAAUUACAGCAACAAUCAACUGGAGAACAACCAGGCUGCCGCUGCCAAGAUGGCCAACAUCCAGCUCAAUACUUACACUCAGCUAAUCCCUUGCUACUCUUCCAACACGUCCUCCGCCACCUCGGCCUCAUCUGCCUCCACCGGAUUCUCCAGGGUGAUCCGCAACCUUCCUUCCCCGCUGGACGGCGACUUGCACUUUCACCCCACUCGCGGCUCCGACAUCAUACUGUCCGCAGACCGCUCGGCCGCCUGUAUUCACUUUCUGGACAGCAGUCGGACUCUUGUGUUCAGUGAUCGACCGCUACACACGGGAGAGACUUUAUAUGUCGAGGUUGGCCAUUUGGGUCUGCCUUACUUCGGGGCACUCUUGUUUGGUUUGACGUCCUGUGACCCGGCGAGUCUGCACGCCGGGGACCUGCCGGCCGACCCCGAGGUUCUGCUGGACCGUAAGGAGUACUGGGUGGUGCAUCGCGGCUUUCCCAUGCCGUGCUCCGGGGACGUCCUCAGCUUCAGCCUGCUGCCCAGCGGAGAGGUGCACCAUGGGGUGAACGGAGUGGGACGUGGCAGGCUGCUUUGCGUGGACUCUUCUCAGGCGCUGUGGGCCUUCUUCGCCCUGCAUGGGGCUGUCAACAGACUUAGGAUACUUGGAACGAUACAGCCGAGUCCUCCCUCCACAUCUCCCGGUACCUCCCAGAGCAGCAGUCCAGAUGACAGCGAUUCAGAUCUGGCCUUCAGUGUCAACAGAUCCUCCUCUGCGUCUGAAUCCUCUCUGGUGACUGCUCCCAGCUCCCCUCUCAGCCCUCCCGUCUCUCCCGGCUUGGCUGGCUCAGAUUGGCCCUCUUGUGAAAAGAACGGGGAAUGCACCAUUUGCUUCGAUCAAGAAGUGGACACGGUCAUCUACACGUGCGGCCACAUGUGCCUGUGCAACGACUGCGGACUGAAGCUCAAGAGGCAGAUCAACGCCUGCUGCCCGAUAUGCAGGAGGCCCAUCAAAGAUGUGAUCAAAACAUAUCGGCCAUGAUGACUUUUGGAAUGGAAGCACUCUUCUCCCCUUUUCUCAGGCAUGGUUGGAUGCCAACUACAGAUUAGCCAUAAGAGGACAUCAUUGUGCCUAUGGGAUGUUGUAUGUUAAUCAUCUCUGGAGGCGACAAACAAAGCUAUGCUGUCUAAUCAUCAUCUUAACAAAGAGACUGCAUACUGCGCUUAUAUUUUUGGUAACGAGUGAUGCGAUGCAUUAUGUGCCAAUGUUCUUUACCCAUCAUCAGUGUGCUUUCUCUUAUGUUGCUAAAUGUAUUCCCCAAAUGAUAAAUGUCUUUGUUGCAAAUAUUUUUAUGCUUCAGCUGGAAAACACGGAUAAGACUUUUAGUGCCUUAGAUUAACAUUUUGUCACAUUUUGUGUUCAAGUGAUAGGCUGACAAUCCGGGCCAUAUGAUUUAAUGUGCACUACAAUAAGGUUUGUGAUGGACAAAGACCGAUUUUCAGAUAUUAAAGGCACCCCGAAAUGUGUAAGCGGUAUGUGAAUGGUAAAUGAAGUCGUGUAUAGAGAGGUUGUUGGAAAUGUAGAGUCUGGUUUUGCACACUGAGAGAAAAAUAAAUCUGAGUUAAUACA